Messenger RNA from Drosophila montana, 676 nucleotides. It is a transcript of the gene Fdx1, whose product is annotated as Ferredoxin 1. Gene Ontology annotation, biological process: positive regulation of oxidoreductase activity; P450-containing electron transport chain. The transcript has 3 exons. Bases 107 to 619 code for a protein of 170 amino acids. Gene Ontology annotation, molecular function: 2 iron, 2 sulfur cluster binding. The record is from RefSeq and is a predicted model, not a curated record. Gene Ontology annotation, cellular component: mitochondrion. Lineage: Eukaryota; Metazoa; Arthropoda; Insecta; Diptera; Drosophilidae.
UAAGUACUGCAUUUUGAGGAACAAUUUGGUGCACUGUUAAUAACUUUCAGGGAAUGUUAAAGUUUUGGGUGCCCACAACUAUCCGUAUGUAAUUUGUAACCUUAAAAUGAUUUGUUUACUUUUUCGCCAUACGCGUAAUUCCCGUCAAUUACUUUUUAAGCAAGUUUUAAAAUCACCGGCUUACACAGUCAAAAAUGCGCUGCACACUACAAGAUUUCUGAGACAUGGGGAGUAUGAGUGGCAAGAUCCUAAAUCACCGGAUGAAAUCGUUAACAUAACGUACGUUGACAAGGAGGGCAAGCGCACCAAGGUGCAAGGAAAGGUGGGCGACAAUGUGCUGUAUCUGGCGCACCGGCAUGGCGUCGAAAUGGAGGGUGCCUGUGAGGCAUCUCUAGCUUGCACCACGUGCCAUGUGUAUGUGCAGAACAACUAUCUCGACAAGCUGAACGAGGCUGACGAAAAGGAGGAUGAUCUGCUAGAUAUGGCGCCAUUUCUGCGAGAAAAUUCCCGCCUUGGCUGUCAAAUAGUGCUUGAAAAAAGUAUGGAAGGCAUGGAGCUUGUUCUGCCCAAGGCAACACGUAAUUUCUAUGUGGACGGGCACAAGCCAAAGCCUCAUUAACACAUCGUUAUUAAUUACUGUUACUCCCAGUUAAAUAAAGAUUAUUUUUUAAGUGUU